Messenger RNA from Drosophila guanche, 5382 nucleotides. RefSeq names its product protein patched (gene ptc). Gene Ontology annotation, molecular function: hedgehog family protein binding; smoothened binding; hedgehog receptor activity. The coding region runs from base 794 to 4696 and encodes 1300 amino acids. Gene Ontology annotation, biological process: smoothened signaling pathway. The transcript is spliced from 6 exons. Gene Ontology annotation, cellular component: plasma membrane. NCBI's taxonomy places the organism in Eukaryota, Metazoa, Arthropoda, Insecta, Diptera, Drosophilidae. The record is from RefSeq and is a predicted model, not a curated record.
UCUACCGCCACAUUGAAUCCAUUGAAUCUAUUCGUAAAUAAAAUGAAUAACUUUUUGAACCGAGCGUGAAUGAAAAUGUCGACCGCGUCGGACACACCAGAAAAAUAGUGUAGAAUUUGUGAAUUCAGAAAAGUACGUUGAUAUCACCUACAAAAAUAUGAUUAAAAAAUAAUAAUAAUAAGUAUAUUCAACAAACACAAAUUUCUUGGCCGCGAAGCAACAAAAACCCGAGAGAGAGAGAGAGAGAGUGAGAGAGCAAGGCAAAGAAAACGAGCUGCAAAGAAAAACGUGAGGCGUCCGUUUGUCGCGUACGCGCUUUGCUUUUCCAUGUGUAAAUGAUGUGUGAAAAAUUCAUCGAAUUUCCCAACAAAAUGUGCCCAAAUGGCCGGCCGUGAGUGAAGCAAAUCCGUAGAUAAAACCCGAUAUUCGAUCUAACCAAAAUCCGAGUCCAAAAAGACUUGAGCAACGAAGCCAGCAAUCACAACAAAACCAAACAACACAAAAGAGAGGCCAGAGAUACACAACGCUGCGGAGAGAACAGAUAACAAGAGAGCGAGAGAGAGAGAGAGGAGUGUCGACUCGUUUUAGAGGGAAUGCAGCGUGCGGUGCAAAAUGCAGCCAAACAAAUUACUAAAACACACGAAAAAUUAAUCAAAUAAAGAAGCGAAGACAAUUCCACAGCACGCACUGUAUCUGUCUACACCUCAGGUCGCAGACAGACAGCAGGCACUGUAUAUCGAAAGCGAGAGAGAUUCCCUCACGUUUUAGCGCUAAAACAGCUAAAGAUAAAGCCAUGGACAGGGACAGCCUACCCCGCGUACCGGACACCCACGGCGACGUAGUCGAUGAGAAAUUAUUCUCGGAUCUGUACAUAAGGACCAGCUGGGUGGAUGCCCAAGUGGCGCUCGAUCAAAUUGAUAAGGGUAAAGCGCGUGGCAGCCGGACGGCCAUCUAUCUGCGUUCAGUAUUCCAGUCCCACCUCGAAACGCUCGGCAGCUCCGUGCAGAAGCAUGCCGGCAAGGUGCUAUUCGUGGCCAUCCUGGUGCUGAGCACCUUCUGUGUGGGCCUGAAGAGCGCCCAGAUCCACUCUAAGGUGCACCAGCUUUGGAUACAGGAGGGCGGCCGCCUCGAGUCGGAGCUGGCGUACACACAAAAGACCAUCGGCGAGGACGAGUCCUCCACGCAUCAGCUGCUCAUCCAGACGGCCCACGAUCCGAAUGUCUCGGUGUUGCAUCCGCAGGCGCUGCUCUCCCACCUCGAGGUGCUGGUCAAGGCCACCGCCGUCAAGAUCCACAUGUACGACGCCGAGUGGGGACUGCGCGACAUGUGCAACUCCCCGACCACGCCCACUUUCGAGGGACACUACUACAUCGAGCAGAUACUGAAGCAUUUGAUACCGUGCUCGAUCAUCACGCCUUUGGAUUGCUUCUGGGAGGGCAGCCAGCUGCUGGGACCAGAGUUUCCCGUGAACAUUCCUGGCCUUAAUCAACGCCUCAUGUGGAGCACCCUGAACCCCGCGUCGGUGAUGCAGUUCAUGAAGCAGCAGAUGUCCGACCAGAAGAUCAGCUUUGACUUCGAGACCGUGGAGCAGUAUUUGAAGCGGGCGGCCAUCGGCAGCGGAUACAUGGAGAAGCCCUGCCUCAAUCCGCUGAAUCCCAACUGCCCGGAGACGGCACCGAACAAGAAUAGCACCACGCCGCCGGAUGUGGGGGCCAUACUGUCGGGCGGCUGCUACGGCUAUGCGGCCAAGCACAUGCACUGGCCGGAGCAGCUGAUUGUGGGCGGCGCACAGCGGAAUCGCAGUGGACACCUGAAGAAGGCUCAGGCCCUGCAAACGGUGGUGCAGCUGAUGACCGAGAAGGAGAUGUACGACCAGUGGGAGGACAACUACAAGGUGCACCACAUCGGCUGGACCCAAGAGAAGGCCGCCGAAGUGCUGAAUGCCUGGCAGCGUAACUUUUCCCGCGAAGUGGAGCUCCUGCUGCGCAAGCAGUCUCGCAUUUCCGCCAACUAUGACAUCUACGUUUUCAGCUCGGCCGCCCUUGACGACAUUCUGGCCAAAUUCUCGCACCCGAGUGCCCUAAGCAUCGUCAUUGGAGUAGCUGUCACCGUUCUCUACGCAUUUUGCACGCUUCUCCGGUGGCGUGAUCCCGUCCGGGGCCAGAGCAGCGUGGGUGUCGCUGGUGUGCUGCUCAUGUGCUUCAGCACCGCAGCUGGCUUGGGUCUGUGUGCCCUGAUGGGGAUCGUCUUCAAUGCGGCCAGCACUCAGGUGGUGCCAUUCCUGGCCCUGGGCCUGGGCGUGGAUCACAUCUUCAUGCUGACGGCUGCCUAUGCGGAGAGCAAUCGCAAAGAGCAGACCAAGCUGAUCCUGAAGAAGGUCGGACCAAGCAUCCUUUUCAGCGCCUGCAGCACGGCCGGCUCCUUCUUCGCGGCAGCCUUCAUUCCGGUGCCGGCGCUAAAGGUGUUCUGCCUGCAGGCAGCCAUCGUGAUGUGCUUCAAUCUGGCGGCUGCUCUGCUGGUCUUUCCGGCCAUGAUUUCGCUCGAUCUGCGACGGCGCACUGCCGGCCGGGCGGACAUCUUCUGCUGCUGCUUUCCCGUGUGGAAGGAGCAGCCCAAGGUCAUGCCGAUGAACAACAACAAUAGCCUGCGGGGAGCGCGUCACGUGAAGAAUUGUAACAACAGCCGCGUGGGUCUCCCUCCGCCGCCACCAUCCCAAAAUCCUCUACUGGAGCAGCACGGCGGCGGCGCAACGCCUGGCAGCAUCAGCAGCAGCAGCAAGAGCAGCUCCCUGCCGUCGUUUUCCCUGUCCAGCUUUGCCUUCGACUACUACACACCCUUCCUGAUGCGCAGCUGGGUGAAGUUUCUGGCCGUUAUGGGCUUCCUGGUGGCGCUGAUCUUCAGUCUGUACGCCUCCACCAAGCUGCAGGAUGGCCUCGACAUCAUUGACCUGGUGCCGAAGCACAGCAACGAGCACAAGUUCCUGGACGCGCAGACGCGCCUCUUCGGAUUCUACAGCAUGUACGCGGUGACGCAGGGCAACUUCGAGUAUCCCACGCAGCAGCAGCUGCUGAGGGACUACCAUGACGCCUUCGUCCGGGUGCCGCAUGUCAUCAAGAAUGAUAAUGGAGGCCUGCCCGACUUCUGGCUGCUGCUGUUCCGCGACUGGCUGAAAAAUCUGCAGCGCAUCUUCGACGAUGAGAUUCGGGAUGGGCGGCUGAACAAGGAGGUGUGGUACCCGAAUGCCAGCAGCGAUGCCAUCCUGGCCUACAAGCUGAUCGUGCAGACGGGCCAUGUGGACAAUCCGGUGGACAAGGAGCUGGUGAAGACGAAUCGGCUGGUCUUCAGCGAUGGCAUCAUCAAUCCAAAGGCCUUCUACAACUAUCUCUCUGCCUGGGCCACCAACGAUGUCUUUGCCUAUGGUGCAUCCCAGGGCAAACUGUAUCCAGAACCGCGUCAGUAUUAUCAUGCGCCCAACGAGUAUGACCUGAAGAUACCCAAGAGCCUGCCACUGGUCUAUGCACAGAUGCCCUUCUAUCUGCACGGCCUCACGGACACCUCACAGAUCAAGACCCUGAUCGGCCACAUACGCGACCUGAGUGUCAAGUUCGAGGGCUUUGGACUGCCCAACUAUCCUUCCGGCAUUCCCUUCAUUUUCUGGGAGCAGUACAUGACAUUGCGCUCCUCGCUGGCCAUGAUUCUGGCGUGUGUUUUGCUGGCUGCCUUGGUGCUCGUCUCGCUGCUGCUGCUGUCCGUUUGGGCCGCCGUGCUGGUGAUACUCAGUGUUUUGGCCUCGCUGGCACAGAUCUUUGGGGCCAUGACCUUGCUGGGCAUAAAGCUGUCGGCCAUACCCGCAGUCAUACUAAUACUGAGCGUGGGCAUGAUGCUCUGCUUCAAUGUGCACAUAUCCCUGGGCUUUAUGACAUCGGUGGGCAAUCGUCAGCGCCGCGUCCAUCUGGCCAUGCAACUGUCAUUGGGUCCGCUGGUGCAUGGAAUGCUCACCUCUGGGGUGGCAGUUUUCAUGCUCUCCACAUCGCCCUUCGAGUUUGUCAUCCGCCACUUCUGCUUCCUGCUGAUUGUGGUGCUUUGUGUGGGGGCAUGCAACAGCCUGGUGGUCUUCCCCAUUCUGCUGAGCAUGCUGGGGCCGGAGGCGGAGCUGGUGCCACUGGAACAUCCCGAUAGGAUAUCCACGCCCUCGCCCCUGCCCAUGCGCAGCAGCAAGCGCUCGAACAAGUCGUUCAGUGGGAACGGCUCGCGUUCGUCGUCGCGCAACAACUGCCAGAAGGCGCACCACUACCACAAAGACGUCAACAUCAACGAUCCCUCGCUGACGACCAUCACGGAGGAGCCGCAGUCCUGGAAGUCCAGCAACUCCUCCAUCCAGAUGCACAACGACUGGAGUGCACCAGCACCGCCGCCGCCGACACAGACAACGAACAACUUCAACAACAUAAACUAUCAGCACGGCGGGGGAUCACGCCCCGCCUCGUAUGGAGCACCGCCACCCGCGUACCACAAGGCCGCACAGCAACAGCAGCAGUAUCCACCAGAACUGCAGAGCAUCGUUGUGCAGCCGGAGGUGACGGUGGAGACGACGCACUCGGACAGCAACACCACCAAGGUGACGGCAACGGCCAACAUUAAGGUGGAGCUGGUCACGCCCGGGCGGGCGGUGCGCAGCUAUAACUUUACGAGUUAGCACUAGUUCCUGUAGCCAUUAGCCACUAUCUCUAACUGUAGCUUAAGCUUUAACUCUAACUUUAUCUGUAUAAUCGAGAUAUGUCUAUAUAUAUAUAUAUGUGUAUAUGCUUAUGUGUAUAUGUGUAUGCAUGUUAGUUAAUUUCCGCGCGCAUCUAUAUGUAGCAGCUGCUAUGCCCCACAACCCCACGUUCCCCUACUUCUAAUCCUACUCCUACUAUCUGUCACCAUCCUCGCCCUACCCUGAACUCCUUCCCAUCCCAUCCCUCUGCCUAGCAGCUUUGUAUGUAUGUAUUUAGCUCUUAAGGCAUUUCUUAUACAUAGAGAUACAUAUUUAUUAUAACACACACACACACACACACACAAGCACACACUGUACUUACACACCAACACAAUUAAAAGCGAUAUUCACGACACCACCCUCCCCCACCCCACCACUCCGCACGACACACAAAGCAAACAAACAAACUAGUAAUUUAUAGUCUUUAAUUUAGUUUAAAUAUGUACAUACGACAAACGAAAAAAAACCACAAGGACUUGAACCAAAAUAGUAUCGCUUAUAUGGAAACGAAAGAAACAAAAAAUUACUAUUACUGAAUCGAGCAACAACAAUUACAAGCAAAAUAAAACAACAAAAACUCCAAAAAAAGCCCAUCCCCCGUAACGGUACUUACAACCAAAAUAAAA